AUGGACGUGGACGUGGACGUGGACGUGGACGUGGUCGUGGACGUGGACGUGGACGUGGACGUGGACGUGGACGUGGACGUGGACGUGGACGUGGACGUGGAGGUGGACGUGGUCGUGGACUUGGACGUGGACGUGGUCGUGGACGAUGACGUGGACGUGGACUUGGACGUGGACGUGGAUGUGGACAUGGACGUGGACGUGGACGUUGACGUGGACGUGGACGUGGACGUGGACGUACACGUGGACGUGGACGUGGACGUACACGUGGACGUGGACGUGGACGUACACGUGGAGGUGGACGUGGACAUGGACGUGGACGUGGACAUGGACGUGGACGUGGACGUGAACGUGGACGUGGUCGUGGACGUGGACGUGGACGUGGACGUGGACAUGGACGUGGACGUGGACGAGAACGUGGACGUGGACAUGGACGUGGACGUGGACGUGGACGUGGUCGUGGACGUGGACGUGGACGUGGACGUGGACGUGGACGUGGACGAGGACGUGGACGUGGACGAGGACGUGGACGUGGACCUGGACGUGGAGGACGUGGACAUGGACGUGGACGUGGACAUGGACGUGGACAUGGACGUGGACGUGGACGUGGACGUGGACGUGGACGUGGACGUGGUCGUGGACGUGGUCGUGGUCGUGGACAUGGAUGUGGACGUGGACGUGGACGUGGACGUUGACGUGGACGUGGACGUGGACCAGGACGUGGACGUGGACGUGGACGUGGACGUGGACGUGGACGUGGACCUGGACGUGGACGUGGACGUGGACGUGGACGUGGAGGUGGACGUGGACGUGGACGUGGACGUGGACGUGGACUUGGACGUGGACGUGGACGUGGACGUGGAGGUGGACGUGGACGUGGACGUGGACGUGGACGUGGACGUGGACGUGGACGUGGACGACGUGGUCGUGGACGUCGACGUGGACGUGGACAUGGACGUGGACGUGGACGUGGACGUAGACGUGGACGUGGACGUGGAGGUGGACGUGGACGUGGACGUGGACGUGGACGUGGUCGUGGACGUGGACGUGGACGUGGACGUGGACGUAGUAGUGGACGUGGAGGUGGACGUGGAGGUGGACGUGGACGUGGACGUGGACGUGGACGUGGAGGUGGACGUGGACGUACACGUGGACGUGGACGUGGACGUGGACGUACACGUGGACGUACACGUGGACGUGGACGUGGACGUGGACGUGGACGUGGUUGUGGACGUGGACGUGGAGGACGUGGCCGUGGACGUGGACAUGGAGGACGUGGACGUGGACAUGGACGUGGACGUGGACGUGGACGUGGACAUGGACGUGGACAUGGACGUGGACGUGGAGAUGGACGUGGACGUGGACGUGGACGUGGACGUGGACAUGGACGUGGACGUGGACGUGGACGUAGACGUGGACGUAGACGUGGUCGUGGACGUGGUUGUGGACGUGGUCGUGGACGUGGACGUGGACGUGGACGUGGACAUGGACGUGGACAUGGACGUGGACGUGGUCGUGGUCGUAGACGUGGACGUGGACGUGGACAUGGUCGUGGACGUGGACGUGGACGUGGUCGUGGACAUGGACGUGGACGUGGACGUGGACGUACACGUGGACGUGGACGUGGACGUGGAGAUGGACGUGGACGUGGACGUGGACGUGGACGUGGUCGUGGACGUGGACGUGGACGUGGACGUGGACGUGGACGUGGACGUGGAGGUGGACGUGGACGUGGACAUAGACGUGGUCGUGGACGUGGACGUGGACGUGGUCGUGGACGUGGACGUGGACGUGGACGCGUGGACGUGGACGCGUGGACGUGGUCACGUGGACGUGGGCGUGGACGUGGACGUGGACGUGGACGUGGACAUGAACGUGGACGUGGACGUGAACGUGGACGUGGACGUGGACGUGGACGUGGACGUGGUCGUGGACGUGGACGUGGACGUGGACGUGGACGUGGACGUGGACAUGGUCGUGGACGUGGACGUGGACGAGGACGUGGACUUGGACGUGGACAUGGACGUGGACUUGGACAUGGUCGUGGACGUGGUCGUGGACGUGGACAUGGUCGUGGACUUGGACGUGGACGUGGACGUGGACGUGGACUUGGACGUGGACGUGGACGUGGACGUGGACGUGGACGUAGACGUGGACGUGGACUUGGACGUGGACGUGGACGUGGACGUGGACGUGGACAUGGUCGUGGUCGUGGACGUGGACGUGGACGUGGACGUGGACGUGGACAUGGUCAUGGACGUGGACGUGGACGUGGACGUGGACGUGGACGUGGUCGUGGACGUGGACGUGGACGUGGACGUGGACAUGGUCGUGGACGUGGACGGGGUCGUGGACGUGGACGUGGACGUGGACGUGGACGCGGACGUGGACGCGGACGUGGAUGCGGACGUGGACGUGGACGUGGACGUGGGCGUGGACGUGGACGUGGACAUGGACGUGGACGUGGACGUGGACGUGGACGUGGACGUGGGCGUCGACGUGGACGUGGACGUGGACAUGGACGUGGUCGUGGACGUGGUCGUGGACGUGGACGUGGACGUGGACAUGGUCGUGGACGUGGAUGUGGAGGUGGACAUGGUCGUGGACCUGGACGUGGAGGACUUGGACGUGGAGAUGGACGUGGACGUGGACGUGGACGUGGACGUGGACAUGGACUUGGACGUGGACGUGGACGUGGACCUGGACGUGGACGUGGACGUGGACGUGGACGUGGACGUGGACGUGGACGUGGACCUGGACGUGGACGUGGACGUGGACGUGGACGUGGACGUGGUCGUGGACGUGGACGUGGACGUGGACGUGGACGUGGACUUGGACGUGGACGUGGACGUGGACGUGGACUUGGACGUGGACGUGGACGUGGACGUGGACGUGGACGUGGACGUGGACGUGGAGGUGGACAUGGUCGUGGAGGUGGAGGUGGACGUGGACGUGGACAUGGUCGUGGACGUGGACGUGGACGUGGACGUAGACGUGGACGUGGACGUGGACGUGGACGUGGACGUGGACGUGGACGUGGACACGUGGACGUGGACGUGGACGUGGACGUGGACGUGGUCGUGGACGUGGACCUGGACGUGGACGUGGUCGUGGACGUGGACGUGGACGUGGACGUGGACCUGGACGUGGACGUGGACGUGGACGUGGACGUGGACUUGGACAUGGACGUGGACGUGGACGUGGACGUGGACAUGGACGUGA
Messenger RNA from Closterium sp. NIES-65, 3219 nucleotides. Lineage: Eukaryota; Viridiplantae; Streptophyta; Zygnematophyceae; Desmidiales; Closteriaceae. The record is from the annotation of a GenBank genome assembly.